AUGCCUGCCACCUCGAGCUUAGCCUUGCGCUUGGUCCAUGAGAAAGCCACGGCUCUGACUGCAAAGCUGAGGAGUGAAGCCGAUUUCAGCUCUUCAGGCAGCAUGGGCGGUAUUUCAGCGCCUGAAGUCCACGUGUCUGCUGCUGGAAGCAAAAGAUCUUCUUUUUCUCUCAACCGUGGCCCUUAUGGUCGGAAUAAUGGAUCCUUAUCCUACAAGUCCAGAGCCAGCCCACCUGCUUCUCGUGAAAAGGACCCUUUGUCAAGACUGGGCAAAAGCCAGCUGUGUCCUGCUAACAUCCGCCAGAAUUACGGGGCUUCUUCAGCCAGCAGGAGCAAGCCAGGCUCAUGCAAAGGAAGCGACAGCAGCUCAGUGAUGAGGCAAGAGCGAUGUUAUGUGAUGGUUUGAUUUUUCUUUCUUGUCACCAUUUCUUGUGGUGACAAUCACAGUGUGAAGCCAGAAAAUCCAGAGCAGUGCUUGACUCCUCUGCAGCAGAAGGAACUUACAGUGCAGCAUUGGAAAACAAAGCUGAAGGAAUCUGAGAGCAAACUUAAAGAAAGGGAAAUGGAAAUAGAAGAACUCAAAGCUCAGCUGGGACGGAUGAAGGAAGACUGGGUUGAGGAAGAGUGUCAUCGUGUGGAGGCAGAGCUGGCCGCCUUGGAAGCAAGAAGGGAAGUUAAACAACUCAAGCAGGUUAUUGAAAGCAUGAAAAACAGCUUGGCUGAGAAAGACAAAAAAAUGCAGCAAUACUUCAUAGACAUUAGCAUUGAAAACAAGAAACUGGAAUCUUUGCUGCAGAGCAUGGAGAUGGCUCAGAGCAGCUCUGUGAGAGAUGAGCAGUGCCUGGAGCACAGGCGUGACUCAGAGGGGAAGCCGUUGGUGGUGUGUGCCACAAUGCCAGACAGCCUCACCACAGAGGACCAAGCUCUGAAGGAGGUGGCAGAUAGUGGGCUGCUUUUUAAUGAGGGCACAGCUAACGGGACUGAUUCCUGUGAAGACAGUUUCACCACCAUAACCUCUGAGUUGAGUGAUCCAGCUCCCUCCAGUUCUGCUGUGAAUCAAGAGAUGCUUGAAAGUGUUCUGGAUGAGAAACUAACUUCUUUCCAGGAGGAGGAGAAAGUCAGCAACGUGAUGGUGGAACAGGCCAUCCAGACUGACGUGGUGGCAUCUAGCCUAGAUGUGGAGCAGCUCAUUCAAAACAUCUUCAGAGCUCAAGACGCCUGUCCUCUAAGCCCACCGUCUUCACUGAAGGAACUGGGUGAAUUUUCUCCUGGAAGGUUCAGUGACUCUGGUAUCGUAGUGGACUUAACUCCAAGUCAUCUAAACGCUGCCAUCCUUUUGUCACCUAUGGAGUCUCCAUGCAGGAAGGUGGAGCACGGAGUUAAUGAAAACCAUUUCGUGAAGGAACGUGAUUUUACAGAACCUCAUGAUGAUGAAGCCUUUGGGUAUGUCAAGACAGGAAUAAAGAAGAGAUAUGUAGCAGCCCCUGUUGUACCAACUAUCCUGUGGGCUUUCCAUACUCGGAGAGGAGGAACAGAUCCCGUUUACAGUAUUGGAGCAUUGCUUCGUGUUUGCGGCCUGGUGGCCCUGCACUCUACACCAUACACCCUUCGAGAUGAAAACCUGAAGUCCACUCCAUCCCCGGGCACCGGCUGGCUGAGGCAGAGAGAAAGAGGGCACAUCUGCACAGUGAACAUGACCAGGGAAAUCAAGCAGAAUUACAGCUAG
Messenger RNA from Gavia stellata (red-throated loon), 1725 nucleotides. Its product is annotated as syntabulin-like. Lineage: Eukaryota; Metazoa; Chordata; Aves; Gaviiformes; Gaviidae. Gene Ontology annotation, cellular component: vesicle; cytoplasmic microtubule. The record is from RefSeq and is a predicted model, not a curated record. Gene Ontology annotation, biological process: axonal transport of mitochondrion; synapse maturation.